AUGGAAAUAACACAAGGCGAAAAUGGUCUUUUGGCUGGUGUUCGAAAGGAUUCAAUUCACGUUAGUGUAACAACUAUCAGUCCAAUGGCAGCGACACAAUUGGCAAAAUUACAUCAAGAAAAAGGUGCACAUUAUAUUUCCGGACCCGUCCUUGGCCGUCCGGAUGUUGCUGCUGCCGGCAAACUUCGUACAUUUCUGGGCGGUCCUCAAUCCAUUAUCGAUUGCAUUACCCAUAUCCUCCAGUGUUACUGUGGCGGUGGUCUCAUUUACGUCGGAGAAGAUCCUGCUCAUGCUUGCGUUCUUAAACUUUCGGCCAACUUUUGUGCAUCAUCAAUAAUUGAUAUGUACGGUCAAGUUUACGCAUUGAAUGAAAGAUGGAAAGUAUCUACUGAUAUUACAAAACAAUUGUUUAACUUGUUCUUCACACAUCCUGGCCUCCUGGCAUACAGUGAAAAAGUGCGCACUCGAGAAUAUACAAAUCAAGGUGGUGUUGCACUCCGCGGCGGAUUGAAAGAUGUCAAUCUAAUGUUGCAAAUGGGCGAAGAAGUAGGUGUGCCAUUGCCGUAUGCCGGUGUUAUUCACGAUCAUAUUGUAACGGCAAUUGGAAACGGUCUGGGGGACAAAGAUUGGUCGGCAUUUGCCGAAUCAGCUAGAUUAAAUUCAGGAAUGCCACAACAAGAGGAGAAUGACAGUUCGAGAAAGUAA
Molecule: messenger RNA, 705 nt
Organism: Rotaria sp. Silwood2
Lineage: Eukaryota; Metazoa; Rotifera; Eurotatoria; Philodinida; Philodinidae
Source: the annotation of a GenBank genome assembly